AAAAUUUCUCUUUACGCCGGGGUCGGAGGGUAAAAGUGUGCCCGUGAAUCACAAAUGUGAUUCAAAUGGGCUACGUUCUUGGCUUCUAGGGUUUGGGCGAUCGGUCAGAGAAGAAGAGGGGAAAUCUAUGGCGGCGUUGGUCGCUGGUGCCCAGGCGCUGGCGCUGGCGCGCGUUUCUUCCUCAUUGUCAUCUCCCUCUUCUUCUUCUUCUCCUUCUUCUUCCUGCUGUUCGCCUAGCAGUGAAUGCUCGUCGUCAUCGGGAGUGGUGAGCCUGGCGCCGCGCAAGAGGAGCGGAUUGCCGUGCAUUCUUCCCGAGAGGUCGGCUUACAUGGGAGAGAGCGUGUCGGGAUUUUGGACGCGCACAGGGAUUUCGCUGCGGUGUAGCAGGCCCAGGAAGCCUCACGCCGGAUGCAAGGCUUCGAUCGGCGCGGCUGUCUUGGCCGAUAUUGCCAAGGAAACCGUGGCACCAGCAAUUGGAAAGCCACGGGCAGAUCCUAGAACAGUUGUUUCUCUGAUUCUGGGAGGAGGAGCCGGCACUCGGUUGUUUCCCCUCACAAAUAGACGAGCAAAGCCUGCUGUACCAAUUGGAGGCGCUUACAGACUUAUUGACGUGCCAAUGAGCAAUUGCAUCAACAGCGGAAUAAACAAAAUCUUCAUCCUCACUCAGUUUAACUCGGCUUCUUUGAAUCGGCACCUUGCUCGGACGUACAAUUUUGGUAAUGGUGUGAAUUUUGGAGAUGGUUUUGUUGAGGUUUUAGCUGCAACUCAGACUCCCGGGGAAGCAGGAAUGAACUGGUUCCAAGGGACUGCCGACGCUGUUCGACAGUUCACGUGGGUUUUUGAGGAUACUAGGAGUAAAGAGAUUGAGAAUGUUCUUGUUUUAUCCGGAGACCAUCUGUAUCGAAUGGACUACAUGGAAUUCAUUCAGAAACACCAAGAUACUGGAGCAGACAUAACCAUUGGUUGCGUGCCAAUGGACGACAGCCGGGCGUCUGAUUUCGGGCUGAUGAAAAUUGAUGCCAAUGGGCAGAUACUUUAUUUCAGCGAAAAGCCGAAAGGAGCUGAUCUGAAAGCGAUGCAAGUGGACACUACUGUAUUGGGCUUGACGCCUGAAGAGGCCAUCGAAAAGCCGUACAUUGCAUCCAUGGGAAUUUACGUGUUUAAAAAAGAUAUUCUUUUGAAGCUUCUAAGAUGGCGCUACCCUACAGCAAAUGAUUUUGGAUCAGAAAUUUUGCCUGCUUCAGCAAAAGAGUACAACGUGCAGGCUUAUUUGUUUAAUGAUUACUGGGAGGACAUCGGGACGAUUAAGUCGUUCUAUGAAGCAAAUCUUGCUCUUACUUGCCAGGUAAUACUACAGUGCUCUUUUUACUCUUUCUCAAGAUACAUUCUAUCUAUGCAGCCACCAAAAUUCAGGUUUUAUGAUGCAGCGAAACCGAUAUACACCUCUCCCAGAUAUUUACCACCAACUAAGAUUGAAAAAUGCCGGGUUUUGGACUCCAUAGUUUCGCAUGGAUGCUUUCUUCAAGAAUGCAGUGUCACGCAUUCUGUGAUUGGUAUUCGUUCUCGAGUCGAAGCUGGUGCUGAGAUUCAAGAUACGAUGAUGCUUGGUGCCGACUUCUACGAGACGGAGGCUGAGAUAGCAAGUAUGGUUGCAGAGGGGAAGGUGCCAGUCGGAGUUGGUCAGAAUGCCAAAAUAAGAAACUGUAUUCUCGACAAAAAUGUUCGAAUAGGAAAGAACGUCGUCAUCGCCAACAAAGACAAUGUACAAGAAGCAGAGAAGCCAUCCGAGGGAUACUACAUUCGCUCCGGGAUUACUGUGAUAUUGAAAAACGCAACGAUUGCAGAUGGAACUGUAAUCUAGAUAUAGCUAGAAAGCAAGAAAGGUACGCGGUAAGUGUAGAUAUUCUCUCUCUGAGACAACUAGCUUCGCCGUGCAAAAAUAUAUCUCUUGAGGAUUUUGUUG
Molecule: messenger RNA, 1963 nt
Organism: Selaginella moellendorffii
Lineage: Eukaryota; Viridiplantae; Streptophyta; Lycopodiopsida; Selaginellales; Selaginellaceae
Product: glucose-1-phosphate adenylyltransferase large subunit 1
Exons: 13
Coding region: 128-1861 (577 amino acids)
Biological process (GO): glycogen biosynthetic process
Molecular function (GO): glucose-1-phosphate adenylyltransferase activity
Source: RefSeq, a predicted model, not a curated record